CUGUGGCCGAAUCGCACGGACGCAAACCCUAGCCAACAAAAAAAAAUCCCCAAUCCCCAAUCGGAGCGAGAGAGAUGGCCGGCGCCGCCGCGGAAGGGGAGGCCGUCGUCGGAAGGGGAGCGCGCCAGUCAGCCAAGGUCAAGGCCAAGGCCAAGGUCGCGGCCGCGGAAGGGGAGGCGAUGGGGCCUCGCCUCAGCCUUAGCCUUUCUCCGGAUGCUCUUGAUCUGAUUGCCAAGAGGGAGGCCUUGCUCUCGGAGUUGGCCUCGCUCUCGUCGGAGCCUUCGCCCUCGCCGCCGCUCCCUGCAGCUUCGUCGUCGCCCCUCUGGUCCCUCAUCUUGUCCCGUUGCCUACCAUCAUCCCUACAGCCUGAGCCUGCUCCAGAGCCUGAGCAAUUCGACAGGUUGGAACACAACUGGAACAGUUCUAUGAUGAUGUUGCCGAGCCCCUCCGAGGUAGCAGCAGCUCAAGAUCAUCAACUUGUCAUGGAGGAAUGCCUUCGCCACUAUAACCUAAAUCAUCCGGAAAAUGAGUACGUACCUGCCCCUGGCAAGGUGACCAGGUACAGCAGUCCUCACAAUGGCUCUUGCUGGACUCAUGGCAACUUCGUCGCUAGCCCCAAGCACUCCAGCUACUUCUCCUUACUGCCCCCUAGACCAACUCUCUUCUUUUAUGAGCUUGUUACCAAAGAUGGUUUUCAAGGAGUUGUUUCGUGCACCCCGCUAGAUGAGCCAGUUACUGAAGCCUACAGUUUGUUUGGCCUUCAUCUUGGGUGGGGAACUCGUCGUGAUGGCAGUUCGGAUUGCCUUUGCAAUACAUGCAACCGUCUUGUUGAUAGCGAGGUUCCUUGUGUGGGGAAAGCAUUUCCGUGUGGACAUUACAAGGCAGAGUGUGUUUGUCAAAUGUGCUAUCUUCAGUCUGAAGUGCUGCAUCCAUCGCCAGAAAAAUUUGCGUUUGGAAAAUGAUGACCAGAGCUGGCUGAGCACCCAAUCUAUAUAUCAUUUGUGGAUACGAAAGACUUGUAAUAUGAUGACAUGCCUUAGGUUGUUGGUUGUGCUGCUGCAUAUUAAUUAUGUCUUCCCGGGUGGAAUGCCCUAUGUUAUGCUAUGCUAUGUAGUAGUAUUAUGAAACAGAUGAUGGCUGUGGCGUAAGUACAAUAAAAUCAUGUACGUAUUUAUGAGAUGGUUGAUAGCAACGCUGUGGAUCUUCUUCUUAAUUGGCAACUCAACUUCAUCA
Molecule: messenger RNA, 1233 nt
Organism: Triticum aestivum (bread wheat)
Lineage: Eukaryota; Viridiplantae; Streptophyta; Magnoliopsida; Poales; Poaceae
Exons: 5
Coding region: 75-962 (295 amino acids)
Source: RefSeq, a predicted model, not a curated record